Molecule: messenger RNA, 1549 nt
Organism: Thlaspi arvense
Lineage: Eukaryota; Viridiplantae; Streptophyta; Magnoliopsida; Brassicales; Brassicaceae
Source: the annotation of a GenBank genome assembly
AAAGACUUGAAAACGUAUUUAUUUUUGUUUUUUGUCUUUUGCUUUUUUAAAGACCAAAUAGAAGACGAACAAACCAACGACUACGAGAAAUGCAAAGUCCAGAAUUUGGAAUAUCAAUCAAAGCAAGGAUUUCAAUUUCAUAGUCUUCAGGUGUUUCUUGUCUUGCUUGAUUCGGAGGCAGAGAGUGAGAGAAAUUGAUUAAAAGAUGGCAGCUCCGGUGACCGUAAACGGCGGCGAUUCGACGGAGAGGGAAGCUCGAAUGGCGCACUCUGCGAUGACCUUUGUUCAGCUCAUUAAUGGCGCUUACCAUGUGAUUACGAAAGUAGCUCUUAACGUUGGUAUCAAUCAGCUCGUCUUCUGUGUCUUCCGCGAUCUUCUUGCUCUCUCCAUUCUUGCACCUCUCGCUUAUUUCCGCGAAAGAGGGAUCAGACCUGCUAUGAACAGAAGUGUCUGCUUUUCGCUCUUCUUCCUAGGUUUAGCAGGGAUAUUUGGGAACCAAUUACUAUUUCUUAUGGGUUUAUCAUACACAAAUCCAACUUAUGCAGCUGCUAUACAACCAUCUAUCCCAGUCUUUACCUUUCUCUUAGCUGUGAUGAUGGGAACAGAGAAAGUGAACUUGUUUAAGAUCGAAGGACUUACCAAAGUUGGAGGUACACUUGUUUGUGUUUCUGGUGCCUUAGUGAUGGCUUUGUUCCGUGGUCCAGCUUUGUUUGGAGAUAAAAAUGCAGACUUUACAGCAAAAAAUGUUGUCAUUGAUAGAGAUCAACUUAAUGUGCAUCAUAAUUGGUUACUCUCUAGCUUUCUUGGACUUGGUCUCGAUCUAUGGCACAUUGGUGUUAUAUGCUUGAUUGGAAACUGCAUGUGUAUGGCUGCUUUUAUCGCCGUCCAAGCACCGGUUCUGAAGAAGUAUCCUGCGUACCUUUCGGUUACCGCGUAUUCGUACUUCUUCGGUGCAUCGAUAAUGAUCACAACAGCUUUGGUGUUUGUUAGAGAGCCUAAAGAUUGGAUCUUGACACAAUCCGAGGUUCUUGCUGUUAUAUUUGCGGGAGUGUUUGCGUCAGCUCUAAACUAUGGACUCUUGACUUGGUCCAAUAAAAUUCUUGGAGCUGCUUUGGUUUCUCUAUACAACCCUCUUCAACCUGCAACAUCUGCUUUUUUAUCGACAAUUUUCCUCGGCAGUCCAAUCUAUCUCGGAAGCAUUGUUGGUGGAAUACUCAUAAUUUCUGGGCUUUAUAUGGUUACUUGGGCAUCUUAUAGAGAACAACAAACAACAGUUUCAGGAAAUGUGACUGAUUCUUCUAGCGAUGUAAGAAUCUCGGAACCUUUGAUUUUCAGAGAUGGGACUGGUAAUAAAAUCGGAUAGGAGAGUUUUUUUUUCUCUCUCUUUGUUACUGUGAAAUUUGCAGAUUACACAAUCAAACAAGAAUUAUAAUCAGAGUUUUUACAGUAAAGUUAUUGUUUGUUAAUUCUUAAAAUAUGUUUACUUGGUUUUUCAUUGUAUAUGUAUUAAAUUGAUGCAGUUGAUUUUUUAUAAUCGUGUUAAAAAAGA